Aphis gossypii (cotton aphid) is the source of this 564-nucleotide messenger RNA. Its product is annotated as TATA-binding protein-associated factor 2N-like. NCBI's taxonomy places the organism in Eukaryota, Metazoa, Arthropoda, Insecta, Hemiptera, Aphididae. Bases 1 to 564 code for a protein of 187 amino acids. The record is from RefSeq and is a predicted model, not a curated record. The transcript has a single exon.
AUGAACGCCACCACCGCUGCGACCCGAUAUGCUGACGUUAUUGCUUCGGCGACGCAAAUCUAUGCGAGCGGGCCGCCGCCGGUGCCGGGACUGCAUGUCGCCUCCAAUGACGGCAGUGCAUCAGGCGGCGGACGGGGUCGCUCGCUGUGGAAUUAUAUUAUCCCGACGGAUGUCACCACUAACAAAAGCCGUAAAGGUGACCGUGGAAACGACCAAAACGGAAGUCCGGGCAAAGACCGCGGCAAAGGUCCAUACAACCACCGCGGAAGGAGAGACUUAGGCGGACGUCCGGACGACAAUCGUGGAAGAAGCGGCCUAGGCGGAGGUCCGGACGACGACAAUCGUGGUAGAAGCGACCGAGGCGGCAGACCGGAUGGCGACCACGGAGGUGAUCGAGGAGGCAGUUCGGACGACGACCAUGGAGGAGGCAUUUCGGUCGACGACCACGGAGGAGGUGACCGAGGAGGCAAUUUGGACGACGACUACGGAAGAGGUGACAGAGGAGGAAGUCCGAAUAAUGACCGCGGAAACGACCAAGGCAGCGAUGCCAAUGAUAACAGGUAG